GCGCCUGUGGCGUUGCGCGCACGAAUCGUCCCCUGCCGACGGGAAGCCGGGGCAGCAGCCGGUGGGCGGGGAGAAGCGCGCCCGGGCCGCGGCGGAGGAGAGGCGAAAAUGAAUGAGUGGGCGCCCAUAGCGAAAGAGUAUGACCCCCUUAAAGCAGGGAGCAUUGAUGGCACAGAUGAAGAACCCCAUGACCGUGCCAUAUGGAGGGCCAUGUUGGCACGGUACGUACCCAAUAAGGGGGUUACGGGAGAUCCCCACCUCACUCUGUUUGUAGCAAGACUGAAUUUACAAACCACAGAGGAGAAGCUGAAGGAAGCCUUUUCCAGGUAUGGAGACAUUAGGAAGAUUCGUCUGGUUAGAGACUUGGUCACGGGUUUUUCCAAGGGCUAUGCGUUUAUAGAGUACAAAGAGGAACGAGCUCUCUUGAAAGCCCAUAGAGAUGCCAACAGGCUGGUUAUUGACCAGCAUGAGAUAUUUGUGGACUUUGAGCUGGAAAGGACCCUCAAAGGAUGGAUCCCUCGGAGACUUGGAGGUGGUUUUGGAGGCAAGAAGGAAUCCGGGCAGUUGCGGUUUGGAGGGCGGGACAGGCCUUUCCGAAAGCCCAUCAAUUUGCCAACUAUGAAAAGCGACUUCUAUGGAGAGGGGCCAGUGGAGAAAAGAGAAAGGAGCUGGUCUCGUGAGGGAGCGAGGGACUGGAGAGCGAGGGACCGAGACCCCGAAAGGAACCGAGAUAAGAGAUGGCUGGAAAGGGAGAGAUCGUGGGCUUGGGGUGAAAGCAACCGGGAGAGAGAGCGGGAUUCCAAAGAGGAAAGGAGCAGAGGAAGAGACAGGAAGGACAGAGAGAGAAAAGACAGGGAAAGAGACCGGAGCAGGGAGAGAGACCCUAAGAAGCAGAGAGAUGAUGACAAACAUCGGUAGAAGAAAGUGCCUUUAUUACAGAUAAGAUGAACAUCCAUGAACUGUGGGGAAGUUUACAGCCAGACCCCUCCAAAACGUACUGAUUCAUACAACCCUGAACUGUGGUCAGGUUCUAAUCCAGGCCUGGGCCCGCCUCUGGCUUAAGAAAGCUAUAGGAACAGAUUCAACCCGUGGCUUUGCUGCGUGCUUCUAACCUGCAACGAGCCCUGCUAAUCUCCUGGAACUAGAUCCUGAGCAGGUGUAAAGUUGGAUAGAGCCACUGUCUUCAGCAAAGCUGCACCAGCCGAGCAGCUGACCCAUUGUCUCUGGUUUAUUGUCCUUCAGGUAAUUUCUAUGGUGGUUUUGCCAGAAAGAGGGGACAAUAACUCCUGCAGUAACCUGUACCUGUGCUGAGUUGUGGAUCUCUUAUUUACAGAGCUUUUGUUCUCUGUCUCAUGUAUUAUGUGGUAUUUGCCCUUUCUUUGGUUUGAUUCCCCACCCCCACCUUCUUAAAUUUAAAAUAUUCUUUGUGUGCAAGCAAAUCUUCCUGUGGGUGUAUUCUAACUAUGUGGUGACUGCCUCCUUUCCUUCCGGAGGCAGGACUGUAGCAGGAUUCCCUAACAUGGUUCAAUUAUACAGGCAAGGACAACAUCUCUUAUAAACAGGAGAGAGCCCCAGUUCUGUUAUGACAUGAUCCCCCUUACUCAGUAGUUUACCUCUAUAGCUGGGCCCUUAUACUGCGUUAGAUUCAGCAUAGCCCUCCCCAGCUCAUGCAGCUUGGAACUGAGAGAGCUGCAGCUGGCAUUGGUAUCGUAGUCCCAGACUUCCAGAUAUUGACAGGAGUCCUACAGGAAAAAGAGGAGAGCCAGAACUGGGCAUUCACAGCAAAAGUGUUAGAAGGCAGAUCUUAGGACACAUCCAAUUAUUUUAUUUCUUGCUCUUCAGAGGUUUUCUUUACGCAAAGUCUCACUAAUGUGUUUUAUAGAGCGGGGUGGAGGGGUAGCAGGAUCUGGGAAAUAACGAAAGCAUUGGAAAGCACAGAGUAUUGCAUUUACUGCAUCUGAUGGUAUUGGGCUCUAUGUAGUUCCAUUUCUAAGAACAUUAAGGAACCAGUAAUCACUGUUUGCUGUGGGUUCUCUAUUAUACUUUGCUGCGGGGAGACCCAGUGGAAUGUACAAGUUGUAUGUACCUAUGAAAAUAAAAAUGAAAUGUUCAAAAAAAAUUUUAACCACA
Messenger RNA from Chelonoidis abingdonii (Abingdon island giant tortoise), 2130 nucleotides. It is a transcript of the gene SNRNP35, whose product is annotated as small nuclear ribonucleoprotein U11/U12 subunit 35. Gene Ontology annotation, cellular component: precatalytic spliceosome; U12-type spliceosomal complex. The record is from RefSeq and is a predicted model, not a curated record. Gene Ontology annotation, molecular function: snRNA binding; mRNA binding. Gene Ontology annotation, biological process: mRNA splicing, via spliceosome. Lineage: Eukaryota; Metazoa; Chordata; Testudines; Testudinidae.